AUGGGUGACUACUCGAAAGCACUCGAAUUUUAUGAAAAAUCACACCAAAUCUACAAAAAAGCUCUGCCUCCGAAUCAUCCAUCAUUAGCUGCUCCCUACAGCAACAUCGGUCACGUGUAUAAUGGCACGAGUGACUACUCGAAAGCAUUUGAAUUUUACGAAAACGCGCUUAAAAUAAGAGAAAAAGUUCUGCCUUCGAAUCAUUCCGAUUUGGCUGCUUUCUACAACAGCAUCAGUCAAGUGUAUACCAACAUAGGUGAAUACUCAAAAGCACUUAAAUUUUACGAAAAAUCACAUAAAAUCUUGGAAAAAGUUCUACCUCCGAAUCAUCCAGACUUGGCUACUUCCUAUCGCAACAUUGGUGGAGUGUAUUUCAACACGGGUGAUUACUCGAAAGCACUUGAAUUCGGAGAAAAGUCUCUUGCAAUCUUCCAAAAAUCAUUUCCACCAACACAUCCACAUAUACAAAAAUCGAUUGAAAAUAUUGAAUAUGUAAAAAAAAGAAUUAAAUAUUUAUUUCUAUUCUAUAUCGACGAUUGUAUUGAUACGUGGUCAACAAGAAUGACAAGUGCAAGCGAUUUUCAACGUUUACAUAACGCUCUUUCAACCAAUCUAACAAAGAUUAGUACUAAUGUUAUGGAUCUUGAAAAACUCGUCCAAAAAUUAGGUACACCAGAAGAUAGCGAACUGUUACGUGAACGCUAUCAUCGUCUUGAGAAUGAAACGAAAAUUUUAAUGCAACAGACACAUGAUGCACUUGAAAAACUUUAUAAUACACGUGUAACAGAAGUUGAUCAGAGACGUAAAAAAACGUUAACUGACAAUUUACCAAAACAAUAUUUAGCAAUAUUAAAUCGUUUUCAAAAAGCACAAAGUAUUGGUGCACAAAAAGAAAAAGAAAGUCUUGAUCGUGCACGAGCUAUUCCAUUUCGUCAACAUAAAAUAUUGGAUUCACCAUUUGCUGAUGACUUUGUUUCAACAUCAUAUGAUCAACUUCAAAAACAAGCUGUUUUACCUAUUGAACAAGAAAUUGAUAUGAGAGCAUUAAGAGAACGUGAAGAACAAUUACGUGAACUUGAGAGUUCUGCUCGAUGUAAAAAAAUCAUAUUAGUUACAGUUUUACUCAUUGUUAUUGCCAUUAUUGUACUUGUUUUGGUUUUAACAUUGAAAAAGUGA
Rotaria sordida is the source of this 1176-nucleotide messenger RNA. NCBI's taxonomy places the organism in Eukaryota, Metazoa, Rotifera, Eurotatoria, Philodinida, Philodinidae. The record is from the annotation of a GenBank genome assembly.